AUGGCUCAGAUCUUACCUAUUCGCUUUCAGGAGCACCUGCAGCUCCAAAACCUGGGCAUCAAUCCGGCUAACAUUGGCUUCAGCACUCUCACCAUGGAGUCUGACAAGUUCAUCUGUGUGCGGGAGAAGGUGGGGGAACAGAGCCAGGUGGUCAUCAUUGACUUGGCCGACCCCAAUACCCCCAUUCGGAGACCUAUCUCUGCGGACAGCGCCAUCAUGAACCCUGCCAGCAAGGUCAUUGCUCUGAAAGCUGCCAAAACACUGCAGAUCUUCAACAUUGAGAUGAAGAGCAAGAUGAAGGCACACACAAUGACCGAUGAUGUUACGUUCUGGAAGUGGAUUUCCCUGAACACCGUUGCACUUGUGACCGACACUGCGGUGUAUCACUGGAGCAUGGAGGGAGAUUCUCAGCCGGUCAAAGUGUUUGAUCGCCACUCCAGCCUCGCAGGCUGCCAGAUUAUCAACUACCGCACGGAUGCCAAACAGAAAUGGCUUUUGUUAAUUGGUAUCUCAGCACAGCAAAAUCGUGUGGUUGGAGCCAUGCAGCUUUAUUCUGUAGACAGAAAGGUUUCCCAGCCCAUUGAAGGCCAUGCUGCCAGUUUUGCCCAGUUCAAGAUGGAAGGCAAUGCAGAGGAAUCUACAUUGUUCUGCUUUGCUGUCAGAGGCCAGGCUGGUGGAAAGUUGCACAUCAUUGAGGUUGGCGCCCCACCAACUGGAAACCAGCCCUUUCCAAAGAAAGCGGUUGAUGUCUUCUUCCCCCCAGAGGCACAGAAUGACUUCCCAGUGGCAAUGCAAAUAAGCUCCAAACACAAUGUUGUUUUCCUGAUAACCAAGUAUGGUUACAUCCACCUAUAUGACCUGGAGACUGGAACCUGCAUCUACAUGAAUCGCAUCAGCGGAGAGACCAUCUUUGUAACAGCUCCACAUGAGCCAACCUCUGGCAUUAUUGGCGUUAACAGAAAGGGACAGGUGCUUUCCGUCUGUGUUGAAGAGGAGAAUAUCAUACCCUACAUCAAUAAUGUUCUACAAAACCCAGAUUUGGCGCUUCGUUUGGCUGUUCGCAACAAUUUAGCUGGUGCGGAAGAACUUUUUGCACGCAAAUUCAACAACCUUUUUGCGGCUGGAAACUAUUCAGAGGCUGCAAAAGUUGCUGCGAAUGCCCCAAAGGGGAUCCUGCGCACUCCAGACACCAUUCGUCGAUUCCAGAGUGUUCCAACACAGCAAGGCCAGACAUCUCCACUCUUACAGUAUUUUGGGAUCCUUCUGGACCAGGGUCAGCUUAAUAAGUUUGAAUCUCUGGAGCUCUGCAGGCCUGUGCUGCAACAGGGGCGAAAGCAACUCCUUGAGAAGUGGCUUAAGGAAGACAAGUUGGAAUGUUCUGAAGAACUGGGCGACCUGGUGAAAGCAGUGGAUCCCACCUUAGCUCUGAGCGUCUACCUCAGAGCAAAUGUACCCAACAAGGUUAUUCAGUGCUUUGCAGAGACUGGACAAUUUCCCAAGAUUGUACUUUACGCAAAGAAGGUGGGAUAUACACCUGACUGGAUCUUUCUGCUGAGGAAUGUGAUGAGAAUAAACCCCGACCAAGGAUUGCAGUUUGCCCAGAUGCUUGUACAGGAUGAAGAGCCUCUGGCUGACAUCACACAGAUAGUGGAUGUGUUCAUGGAGUAUAACCUGAUACAGCAAUGCACUUCCUUCCUCCUCGAUGCCCUCAAGAAUAACCGCCCCUCUGAAGGACCACUGCAGACUCGACUCCUGGAAAUGAACCUCAUGCAUGCUCCUCAGGUUGCUGAUGCCAUCUUGGGGAAUCAAAUGUUCACCAACUACGACCGUCCACACAUUGCCCAACUUUGUGAAAAAGCCGGCUUGCUGCAGAGGGCUUUGGAGCACUACACGGACCUUUAUGACAUCAAGCGGGCAGUGGUGCACACACACCUCUUAAACCCUGAGUGGUUGGUUAACUUCUUUGGCUCCCUAUCAGUGGAGGACUCCUUAGAGUGCCUGAGGGCUAUGUUGUCAGCUAACAUCCGUCAGAACCUGCAGAUCUGUGUCCAGGUGGCAUCCAAGUACCACGAGCAGCUCACUACACAGUCCUUGACCGAGCUGUUCGAAUCUUUCAAGAGCUUCGAAGGUUUGUUUUACUUCCUGGGCUCCAUUGUGAACUUCAGUCAGGAUCCUGAAGUGCACUUCAAAUACAUUCAGGCUGCUUGUAAGACUGGCCAGAUCAAAGAGGUGGAGAGGAUCUGCAGAGAGAGCAACUGCUACGACCCAGAGCGGGUCAAGAACUUCUUAAAGGAGGCAAAACUGACUGACCAGCUCCCAUUGAUCAUCGUCUGUGAUCGUUUUGACUUUGUUCAUGAUUUGGUUCUAUAUCUUUAUCGCAACAACCUUCAGAAGUACAUUGAGAUCUAUGUGCAGAAGGUCAAUCCUAGCCGCCUUCCUGUUGUGGUCGGAGGGCUUUUGGAUGUGGACUGCUCUGAAGAUGUCAUCAAGAGUCUGAUCCUUGUGGUCAGAGGACAGUUCUCCACUGAUGAACUUGUGGCAGAAGUUGAAAAGCGAAACAGACUGAAGCUGCUUUUGCCUUGGCUGGAGUCUCGUAUUCAUGAAGGUUGUGAGGAGCCUGCUACCCACAAUGCUUUGGCUAAGAUUUAUAUUGACAGCAACAACAACCCUGAGCGUUUCUUGAGGGAAAACCCAUUCUAUGACAGUCGUGUGGUUGGAAAGUACUGUGAGAAGAGAGACCCUCAUCUGGCAUGUGUGGCUUAUGAGAGAGGCCAGUGUGACCAGGAACUGAUCAAUGUUUGCAAUGAGAAUUCUCUUUUCAAAAGUUUGUCUCGUUACCUGGUCCGCCGCAAAGACCCAGACCUGUGGGCAAGUGUUCUCCUGGAGAGCAACCCAUUCAGACGACCUCUCAUUGAUCAGGUUGUGCAAACGGCAUUGUCAGAAACUCAGGAUCCAGAGGAGGUCUCUGUCACAGUCAAAGCUUUCAUGACGGCUGAUCUGCCAAAUGAACUUAUCGAGCUCCUUGAGAAAAUUGUAUUGGAUAACUCUGUUUUUAGUGAACACAGAAAUCUUCAAAACUUGCUGAUUUUGACUGCAAUCAAAGCCGACCGCACACGUGUGAUGGAGUACAUUAACCGACUGGAUAACUACGAUGCUCCUGAUAUUGCAAACAUUGCAAUCAGCAACGAACUCUUUGAGGAGGCAUUUUCCAUUUUUAAGAAAUUUGAUGUCAAUACUUCCGCUGUGCAAGUACUUAUUGAACAUAUUGGAAAUUUGGAUCGGGCAUAUGAAUUUGCCGAACGCUGUAAUGAACCGGCCGUCUGGAGCCAGUUGGCAAAGGCACAACUACAGAAGGGUUUGGUAAAGGAAGCUAUCGACUCCUACAUCAAGGCUGAUGAUCCUUCUGCAUAUAUGGAGGUUGUGCAGGCUGCUGAUAAGAGUGGGAACUGGGAAGACUUGGUCAAAUUUCUUCAAAUGGCUCGUAAGAAGGCUCGCGAGUCUUAUGUGGAGACAGAACUAAUCUUUGCUUUGGCAAAAACGAAUCGCCUUGCAGAACUGGAGGAGUUUAUUAAUGGACCGAACAAUGCACACAUCCAACAGGUUGGUGAUAGGUGCUAUGACGAGAAAAUGUAUGAGGCAGCUAAGUUGUUGUACAACAAUGUCUCCAACUUCGGCCGCUUGGCCUCAACACUUGUGCACCUGGGCGAGUAUCAAGCAGCUGUGGAUGGAGCUCGUAAGGCCAACAGCACACGCACUUGGAAAGAAGUAUGCUUUGCUUGUGUGGACGGACAAGAAUUCAGAUUGGCUCAGAUGUGUGGCCUCCACAUUGUUGUGCAUGCUGAUGAGCUGGAGGAGCUCAUUAACUAUUACCAAGACCGGGGUUACUUUGAGGAGCUGAUCACCAUGCUGGAGGCUGCCCUGGGCCUGGAGCGUGCACACAUGGGCAUGUUUACAGAGCUGGCCAUUCUUUACUCAAAGUUUAAGCCCCAGAAGAUGAGGGAGCAUCUGGAGCUUUUCUGGUCCAGAGUGAACAUCCCUAAGGUUCUAAGAGCAGCAGAACAAGCACAUCUGUGGGCUGAACUUGUAUUCCUCUAUGACAAAUAUGAAGAGUUCGACAACGCCAUCAUCACUAUGAUGAACCACCCUACAGAUGCCUGGAAAGAGGGCCAAUUCAAAGACAUUAUCACAAAGGUUGCAAAUGUGGAACUGUACUACAAGGCUACCCAGUUUUAUUUGGAGUUCAAACCAUUGUUACUGAAUGAUUUGCUCAUAGUUCUCUCACCGAGACUGGAUCACUCCCGUGCGGUCAACUUCUUCACAAAGGUUAAACAGCUGCCUUUGGUGAAACCAUACCUGCGUUCAGUGCAGAACCACAACAACAAAUCAGUCAAUGAAGCACUUAAUAACCUCUUCAUUGUAGAGGAGGAUUAUCAAGCACUUAGAACGUCAAUUGAUGCCUGCGACAACUUCGACAACAUCUCCCUGGCCCAGCAAUUGGAAAAGCAUGAGCUUAUUGAAUUCAGAAGAAUUGCCGCCUACCUCUUUAAGGGUAACAACCGCUGGAAACAAAGUGUGGAGCUGUGCAAGAAGGAUAAGCUCUACAAGGAUGCCAUGCUGUACGCAUCUGAAUCUAAAGACAUCGAGCUAGCUGAGGAGCUGCUGGCCUGGUUUCUACAAGAGAAUAAAAAGGAGUGUUUUGCCGCCUGCCUCUUCUCGUGUUAUGACCUCUUACGACCAGAUGUGGUGCUCGAGACGGCCUGGAGGCACAACAUCAUGGACUUUUCUAUGCCAUAUUUCAUCCAGGUCAUGAGGGAAUACCUCAGCAAGGUUGAUAAACUAGAAACUUCAGAGUCUCUGAGAAAAGAGGAAGAGCAGGCAACAGAGACGCAACCAAUUGUUUAUGGCACACCACAAUUGAUGUUAACGGCAGGCCCCAGUGUUCCUGUGCCCCCUCAACAACCGUAUGGAUAUGGUUACCAGGCACCAGCGGGCUACGUCCCGCCAGCUCCUCAGCCAGGCUUUGGUUAUGGCAUGUAA
Knipowitschia caucasica is the source of this 5037-nucleotide messenger RNA. The record is from the annotation of a GenBank genome assembly. NCBI's taxonomy places the organism in Eukaryota, Metazoa, Chordata, Actinopteri, Gobiiformes, Gobiidae.